GCCUUCUUAUCGUCACUCCCCCUCCUUCACUCUUUAUUCACGAUAACAAUACUUUCACACCUAGAAGCUGGAAUUCUUUCCACUUUGUUUCAAUUAAAGAAAUCAUUUAAUAACCUUCUUACUAUCCUCCCACGUUCCCUGAAUUUGAGCUACCCCGACGACUGGGCGACCCUAGUUCUUCUCGGGCUGCUACAGCCCUUCGGCUUUCGUUCAAGUCGAGCGAUGGCAGUAGCGAGGCUUCAGUAACGCCCAGCCCAGCCAGCCGAUCAAAGGAAAAAUAAAAAAAGGGAAUCCACAACAUAAACCUUAGGGAGUACCGAUCUGUUUACCCCGUGCCACCGUGCACUUCUUUUCACUUCUUGUGAAGAGAACGGAUUCCCUGUCGGUCGCGGCUUUGGGGAUCAUUCUUAACCCCGGUCUCCAUUUCCCCCAUUGAAUUUGGUCAGCUCAAGGCAUUGUACCCUGUUAUUUAAUACUUCCGGGGGAUUUUUGCUCUGCAACGAUGUCGAGUUGGUUAGGAAUGGAUUUAGGGAAGAGGGCAGAGGGUUCUGGUGGGGAGUAUUGGGUUGAUGACCCAAUAUAUGGCCUAAGUCGGUUAGCGAAUCGAAAAAUAGGCGAUCCUCAUGAUCUGUCAUUACUGACAGGGCAGCAAUUAUACAUCCUCCGCACAAUAGCACUUGCCGCAGCUACAAUAUCUCUUUCGACGGGGGUGGUAGUAGGAUGGUGGUUUGUGCGUAUGAAACGAAGUUUUAGACAUCAUCUCAUUAUGUUGUUGGUCUUUUCGGAUUUUUUCAAGGCGAGUUGGCAGUUGAUAUACCCAGCGGUAGUGUUCACAAGGGGAGCGGUUGCGAGCGAAUCCAAGUUUUGUCAGGCUGCCGGGUUUUUCAUGUCAAUGGGAAUAGAAGCUUCGGAUUUCGCGGUUUUGGUUAUAGCGGUUCACAGCGCACUCUAUAUUUUUCGGCCAGGGCUCACAGCUAUUGGCGAAGGAGGACUAUUUCGUUACCGCCAUUCGGUAUACGUUGCUUGGCUGGCAUUUUCGAUAUUAAUGCCAUCACUCGCAUACAUUAAUUCUGCUCCGGCGUACAGUGCCCAAGGCACAUUUUGUUAUCUACCCGUACGCCCUGUAUGGUACCGCAUGGCGUUGGCGUGGAUUCCCCGAUACAUCAUCCUCGUGACCAUCCUUAUCCUCUAUGCAUCGAUAUACAUUUAUGUCCGCAUGAAGUUUCGAACGUUUCGGAGUCAUGUUGGAGCUAGCACCUUAGAAAUGGACACGGUUGAUUUGGCAGUCCCAGAAUCACCAAAGGAUGAGAGAGGUCUUCCACAAUUGGACGACCACGGAUUAAUACCAACAUCGCCUGUCUCAGAUAGCCGACAGGUAUCAAACGCAUCAGACCAGCCAUUUGCAAAGCUGAUGAUGAUGCCCCAGACCAUUGCCGAGAAACUCAACUUCCCGCCAGCGUGCUCGUCAGAGCCUCGGCCGUGGGCAUAUGAUGGCGAUGAGGCGCCAUCAAGGAGGGGCUCCUUGCCAGCAUCGAUAGCAAACCCGGAGGGAGGAACCGGCUCAUCCAGUGAGAUCUCACAUGGUAAGAAGGUGAGGGGAGGGACAGCUGACGGAGCAUCAGCAGAAUUGAGGAGGAGACGGAUAGCUAUCAGCAGGCAGUUGCGCUUGCUGUUUAUAUAUCCACUAGUCUACGCGCUCAUGUGGGUCCCAUCCCUCGUUAGUAACCUAUUACAGUACCGGGACCAAUUCGUCCGGAAUCCGAAUUUCCCGUUAGCUUGCAUGGUGGCCUUCACAAUACCUAUCCAGUGUGCCGUGGAUUGUUGGUUAUUUACCAUACGGGAGAAGCCAUGGAGGUACAUUCCCGAGUCGAACGGCAAGUCGUUCUGGUCACGGUACGGGUUCAUAAGGGGGGAAGGGUUUAACAAUAUUGAUGGAGGGGGUGGAGAGGACGGGUGGAGAAAUAGGAAGAAUAUGAGUUUUGCGGCGAGAAAGGCGUACGAGCGAAGGGAGGAGGAGAGGAGGGAGGCGGCGGAAUUGUGGCUGCAACGGCAGGAUGAGAAAGGACGAUUGAGUUCUGGUUCUUCACCCUCGGCACCUGCAGAGCCAAAGAAAACGUACAGGAGUUGGUGGGACGGCUUUUCAGAUGAACUAGAUGAGAUCGUGGAGGAGGCCAAGAACCGGCGGGCCUCGAAGAGUCAUCCGGGUCACGCUGAUGAACUGAGCAAUCUGGAAGCCGGGAUGGGAGAGGAAAGCAGACGGGAUAACCAUGCCACCCCCGCCGCCACAAGAUAA
Molecule: messenger RNA, 2293 nt
Organism: Tuber melanosporum (Perigord truffle)
Lineage: Eukaryota; Fungi; Ascomycota; Pezizomycetes; Pezizales; Tuberaceae
Exons: 3
Coding region: 503-2293 (596 amino acids)
Biological process (GO): adenylate cyclase-activating G protein-coupled receptor signaling pathway
Cellular component (GO): plasma membrane
Molecular function (GO): G protein-coupled receptor activity
Source: RefSeq, a predicted model, not a curated record